ACCGACUGUCAGAGGAUUCGAAUGAUGGAUACGAAGGGCCUGAAAAAAAAGAUGAAAAAGAAACUUCCGAAGAAGAAACCGUCGCUCGUGAAAGCGGUUCUCGAUGAAGCGAAGAGGAACGAGAAGAAGUUGGCUCAGAAAUCGGGCGGAUGCCCUACGUCAAAACAAGCCGCAGGUGAAAGUGACUACAUCAUCGACGGCAGCGCGUCGGUCGCUCCCAAGGACUACAUCGAGAAGCCGUCGAGUACUGAGAGAGCGGAAGCUGCUUUCGCGUGGCUCAUAGCGCCGGUGUCGACCCAAGAUUUCUACAAGAAUUAUUUCGAGAAGAAACCAUUCGUCGUACGGCAUAAGGAUCCCUCAUAUUAUAAACAUCUGCUUAGCACAAAGCAGCUGGAUACAGUGUUACGCGAGCGAGACGUUCACUUCGAGAAAAACAUCGAUUUGACGUCUUACGUCAACGGCAAGAGAGAGACGGUCUUGUUGGAGGGGAGAGCUCUACCAGCGCUCGUUUGGCAGUACUACUCCGAAGGCUGUUCGGUGCGUCUCCUCAAUCCGCAAUCGUACGUCGAGGCUGUCCACACUCUAUGCUACACGCUGGCUGAGCACUUCUCCUCGUUCGUGGGAGCGAACGUCUACUUGACUCCUGCCGGAACGCAGGGUUUCGCGCCACAUUGGGACGACAUCGACGCGUUCGUCCUUCAGCUUGAAGGCAAAAAACGAUGGAAAGUCUAUGAACCGAGAAACGAGGACGAAGAACUGCCGCUUGUGUCGUCCGGGAACUUGGAUCGGGAUGAGCUCGUCGACCCGCCGAUCAUCGAGACCACACUAGAGACCGGCGAUCUGUUGUACAUGCCUCGAGGCUUCAUCCAUGAGGCCUCGAGUUGCGAGGACGACCAUUCUCUGCACAUCACAAUCUCUGCCAACCAGAGGAACACGUGGUCGGAUUACCUCAAGAUCCUCCUCCCCGCAGCGCUCGAGCUCGCCACAGAGUCCAACGUAGAGUUCCGAAGGACCCUCCCACGGAAUUAUUUGCAGAAUAUGGGCGUCAUGCAUUCGGACCUUGAGAACAAAGCGCGGCAGAUGUUCUCGGAGAUCGCUUCGAACCUGGUCCAAAAGCUCCUGAAAGAAGCACCCUUUGACCCGGCGGCGGACCAGAUGGCCGUGAACUAUAUGCAUGAUUCUCUCCCACCCGUUUUGAAUUCUUCCGAGAAAGAGCUAACGGCAAGCCAUCGAGCGAGAUGGAAUUGCGAGACGCUCAAUGGGAACUCCUCUUUCGACCAUGUCAAUCCGGAAACUGAAGUGUGCUUGAUCUCGAAGAACUGCGUGCGCGUCGCCUCAGAAGAAGAAUCGGUAUUCGCGUAUCAUAUCGCUGACAACACGAGCGUGUACCGAGAGCGCGAAGAACCCUAUAAAAUUGAAAUAACCCCUCCCGAAGCUAACGUCAUUGAGUUCCUUGUCUCGAAAUAUCCAGCUUUCGUUCGCUUGAAGGACAUCCCGCUCGAGGGCUCACCGGAAGAUGUCAGAGAGAUCAUCCACACGCUCUACUUCAAGAACCUCCUUCUUGCGAAGUGA
Messenger RNA from Galendromus occidentalis (western predatory mite), 1572 nucleotides. Its product is annotated as ribosomal oxygenase 1. Gene Ontology annotation, molecular function: histone H3K4 demethylase activity; histone H3K36 demethylase activity. Lineage: Eukaryota; Metazoa; Arthropoda; Arachnida; Mesostigmata; Phytoseiidae. The transcript is spliced from 2 exons. The record is from RefSeq and is a predicted model, not a curated record. The coding region runs from base 22 to 1572 and encodes 516 amino acids. Gene Ontology annotation, cellular component: nucleolus.